Humulus lupulus (European hop) is the source of this 420-nucleotide messenger RNA. RefSeq lists its product as uncharacterized. The record is from RefSeq and is a predicted model, not a curated record. The transcript has a single exon. Lineage: Eukaryota; Viridiplantae; Streptophyta; Magnoliopsida; Rosales; Cannabaceae. Bases 1 to 420 code for a protein of 139 amino acids.
AUGCCUAAUGUUCAUCCAAUGCAGACAAGAGCUAAGUCUGGGAUUCGAAAGCCCAAAGUUCUCAUGACGUCUAUUGAACCUUCUUCUGUCAAUGAUGCUCUCAAAAGUCAACAAUGGUCUAGUGCUAUGCAAGCUGAGUUUAACGCUCUUCAGAAGAAAAAGGCUUGGUAUUUAGUGGAAUUACCCUCUGACCGAGUACCUAUAGGUUGCAAGUGGGCUUACAGAGUAAAGGAGAACACAGGUGGAACUAUUGCUCGGUACAAAGCUCGUCUUGUUGCAAAAGGCUUUCAUCAACAAGCUGGCUUUGAUUAUAAGGAGACUUUUAGUCUAGUUGUUAAGCCAGUGACCAUUCGAGUAGUUCUUACCAUUGCUGUUACUAGAGGAUGGAAGAUAAGGCAGCUAGAUGUUAACAAUUGUUAG